GAAAAUAUAAAUAUGUCACCACAACAAAUCAGUCGAUAUAACUAAGAAUAUUUCAUAUUUAAUGUUUUAGCUGUUGAAUAAAUAUGUUUGGUUUUGAAAAAUUCUGAUUUUUAAAGUUAGAUAAAUUAAAAAAAAUUAAGUUUAUAUGAGUUGGAUUGCGUGCUUACAGAUUUUACAUACUGGAGGCGUUUUCAAUUAUUUUAUGCAAAAAUGAAUGGAGAAGUAUUGGAAGGAUUUUUGUGUCCGAUUUGCCUAAAAGAUUUAGGAACAAUAACCCAAUUACAAAAUCACUUUGAAGAGGCACACAAAUCGGAAGAUGUAGCUGUCAUACAACAUCUAAAAGGACUAUUUGAAAAAGCAAAGAAGAAAUUUUUGAAUGAAGAGAUUGUAAAGGAUAACUUACAAACACCGAUAAAUUUAUCACCUAAACGGAUUGUAAAUGAGAAACCCCAAGAAAUAGGAAGAAUAACAAGUCAUACUACAUUCUUUAAAAAUCUUAGAGAAAAGAGGAUAGACGCCUAUGCAUUAGAAACUAACAAAUUACUCUUGAGAUUAGACAAACUCAUAGAUGACAAAGCGCCGAUGGAGCCUUCUAAAAGGAAAAAUUAUGAAAAAUCAGUUGUUCCCUGGACAAAAGACAAAAAGUUAACUAAUCCAUCUUUCGAACCGGAAGGUGAAAUGUUGGGCUUCCGACGCUCAAAUAGCUCAGGCUCCUUGAAUUCUCUAUUUUCUUCUGAGGGCGAAAGCCAUUUAAGAACCUGCCAACGUUGUAGCCAUUUACUAGAAAGGAGACAUGAUCAAAUGGAAACUCGUAAUUCCACUCCAAUGGAGAACUUCUUAUAUUCCAGACUAUGUCAAUAUAAAAUGGAUGCUGAGCGCCAAAUACCACAAGUUCUAACAAUGGCUCAAUCGCUGAGAGACGGAGACGAAACGUACAGUCUACAAUCGGCUGAGAGUGAGAGGCAAAAGCUUAUUAUGAUUUUUGAUAGCAUUGACAAAACCAGUAAGCGCAUAGCCACCAUGAUUGAUGAACAAAAUGCAGGCCAGAAGACGAUGCAAUUAAGAAGAGCUAUUAGACAAGCAGCUGCUACGUGGCUGCAGGAUAAUAUGCUAGGUCUUCAGUCUCUACCAACUCGAGAAGAAUUGGACGAAAUUCAGAGAAGAAAGAACCUCGAAUUGGAAAAAAGAAUUGCAAUUGAAAAAGAUGCAAUGACUAAGAAACUAGAAAAAGAUAAUGCUUCCAAAAAGGUUGAAAUCGUUGUUAGAAAAGCGUCGCUUCCUAAUACAAAAAAUAUGCAGGAUGAGAAUGGAUGGAAGCCGGAAACCCAAGUAAGCGAUAACGACGAUCCGAUGCUUCAACAGAUAAACAUUAUAAAGAGUUAUAUCAAACAAGCUAAACAACAAUGUAAGUGGGACGAAGUUCAUAUGUUGGAAGAGAAUUUAAAUCAAUUGGAAAAAGCGUAUUGGGAUGAAAAGACCAAGCCCUUCAUCUAG
Messenger RNA from Dimorphilus gyrociliatus, 1494 nucleotides. Lineage: Eukaryota; Metazoa; Annelida; Polychaeta; Dinophilidae. The record is from the annotation of a GenBank genome assembly.